Molecule: messenger RNA, 2127 nt
Organism: Nothobranchius furzeri (turquoise killifish)
Lineage: Eukaryota; Metazoa; Chordata; Actinopteri; Cyprinodontiformes; Nothobranchiidae
Product: cilia- and flagella-associated protein 100
Source: RefSeq, a predicted model, not a curated record
GUAAUAUGCGUAAGGCAUAGAAGAAGUGUGGUUGUUUUGCUGUAAACUUGCUGUUAUAGCUCAGAACGACUCAUUUAAUGAAGUAAAAUGUCACUAUUGACUCAUUAAUCACUUCACAAAUACAUUUUACUAUAUAUUAAGUUCUUGGUAAUUUAAAAAGUAGCUUGAGAUAAUAUUUGAGCUGACUGUUUGCUUCUAAAUCACUGUUAGCAUUGUUAGCUCAACUGUAACUCAAUGUUAGCCUCUAGCCUUCUUUACUUGAUGUUAGAGUAACACAAAAAGAUGCCGUGGCUUCUCAGGGGUACAGGAAGUAACCUUUGCUUGUGUUACUGGCUUUGAUUCUUUAAACAACUCUGGAGCUUUUUGCCAGGCAUAGUUACAAAUGCCAGCGCUGCAGCGCUAGCUCGCAGCAUACACAGCAACCUCACAUCAACUGAUGUUCAACAGUAGCUACCACCCUCCUUUUAUUUUGAAAGGAGAAAAACUGACAACCCCCUGGUCGACAGAGAAUGCAAUACCGAAAUUUAUGAAAGUGACAUAAGAGAGGAUAUUUUAGAGUACACAGGAGCCAGUCCUAAGGCAAAGAUGUCUUCGACCAAACCAGCAUCUUCCAAAGAAAAACACCAAAACCAAGUCCAGGAUGAGAAAGAGCCAGAGAAGUGUAUAAAGGACCUGAAGUUAGCGAUCAAGAAGGUCGACAAAGCCAUUGCUAAGGAGGGAGAAAACCUGAGCAGGAUGCAGGCCGUCUACGAUGCUGACAAACUCCAUCUAGACACUUUAGUCACAAAGAUUGAACAUCAGGAAUCCUCAUUAGCAUCCUAUGUUAACUACAACAAAGUCAAGUCAACUGAACAUGACAACCGAAGAGAAGAGAACAUGAAUCUUCAGAGGGAGCUGUGUGAAAGUCAGGACCUCCUGAUGAAAGCGAAGCUGUCACAAUCCACUCUAUUCCAGAUGUCACCUCCAUGGUGGCAGGAAGCCCAAAACCUAAAGGAUCAGAAAGCUAAAGAUCCUCAGAAUGAGCAGAACUCUGGGUCUGAGGAGGCCACAGAUCACAAGGGUUUGAAUUCAGAACCUUCAGAAUCCACGAUGCCAUCAACCCAAGAAGAUGACGUCCUGACUGUGAGUUCUAACUUGUUAGCUGACAACCAGAGUUCUACGGAGCACUUCAGCAUCCCGAAGAUGCCGGAGAUCUUCUUCUCUGAUGCCGCACAGGCAUAUGAGUCGGUCUCAGAUUUAGUGCGUUCCAUCCUGUUUCUGAGAGAAAACACAAAGGAUUGCGGUCUGCAGAAGGACGUUGAGGCGAAACAGCGUCAAAUGAACGAUCAAGACGAGGAGCUGAGGCUGCAAGUCACAGAAAUGAAGGCCAAGAUAGAGCGAGAAAAGGAGAAGGCUGAACGCUUCAGAGGACAAGUUGAAUCCCACAAACAGGAAAAGGAUCAUAUGGAAGUUCUGGAUGAGGAAUUGACGAGCGUGCUUUCCCUGUGCGGAGUGAGAAGGUUGACUAGCUUCAGCACUGUGGAGAAGAUGAAGAUCAUUGAGAAACACGUACUCGAGUUGAUUACUCAAACCGAGAAGAUCCCAGUGGAAUAUUUAAAGAGAGAGAGGCAGAAAAAUCUCCGUAUGAAGAGGAAAAGAGAACAAGAGGAACGUCUGAGGCUGCAGAUGGAAGCCCACAGAGAAAAGAUCGAGAAGUACAAGGAGAAAGCCAUAAAGAAGACACUUAAAACUACCAGAAAGAUGCCCAUGCCGAGAUCCAACCCUGACUACAAUAAGGUCAAAGUGGUCAGUGAACCCGCUGGGCCCGCCAAGCCUCAACAAGAGGAUCUGGUUUCCUCCUUCUAUGAAUUACACGUUUAAAGCUUUUGUUCUGAUUCUGUUAAUUGAAUUUCUGUUUGUUGGAAGAUUUUGUCUCAACCUGUGGUUUUAUGUAUUUUGCCUCCUGGUUUGUACCUUGAGUCUGUGAUGUCACUGAUGAGCUAAACCUUGUAUUAAACAUGUGGUUUAUGCUGUUCUGUCGCUGGAAUCUGACGUUACGAUGUUUAUAGCAUGAAAUUAGCCAGUGGAAUGUGCCUUUUACUUGGUUUAAAAAGUUUUGUGAAAAAUAAAUACCUUCAGAAAGUCUAA